GAAGGUUAUGGUUUUCAUUAACUUGUUUCUGGUUGUUGCCUUGUUGGUUAUAUUUAAGAUAUAUCUCAGCAGUCAUAACUCAUAAACGUACUCAUUUCACCUUGUUUCUCAAGUAUCUUCGAGACUAUUCCUUGAAGCUAAUCAGACAGCCCUUAUUAAUUCUUAUUUAUUUAUUAUUACCGAAAUUUAUGGAACAGGGUUGCAAUAUCGGCAUUUAACAUGGCACUGUUCAGCAAUCCCCAACAUGCUGUCGUGGUUUUGACUUUUGCUUCACUUCUUUAUAGUAGAACAUGGGAGGAAAGUGUCAAUUUUGCGAGAGAAAGGGCUCUAGACACACGAAUCUAUGUUCCCGAAAUUUUAGAUGCUUCAAACUAUUUAUCAGAUAAUGAGAUAGCUGACAGAGUAUCUCAGUUUUCCGAGCAAGUGAAAAAUGCCGUAAAUAUUCUCACCAAUAAGGACUGCCUCUUUCACGCAAUGACAAGAUUCCCAGGAUUUUUUUCAUGCUCUGGUGUGGUGUUUGUAUCCCAGAAAAUGGGGCAAUAUGUGAAGAAUAUUUUUAACAUUUUGACGAGAGAUGUUGAAACUAUAAAGGCCAAGGAAAGAAGUGGAGGGAUAGAUUAUCACUUGCUGAAAGAUGGGAACAUAUGUGAGAAUAGGUUUGUGCUCGGUAAGAUAAUAUUGAGAACUCUUCUUUACAGAAAUACUGCAGAAAGAGGAUCCAUAAAAGCCGAAGAAGACGACAAAAUGCAAGUAACGAAUCCACCACAGAAGUCGGUUAUUAAAGAGAUUCCGCAACAUUCCGAUAAGAAUGUGAACGAGAAGAGGAUUUUGAAAGAUAAUAAUCAUGUAAAACCUAAUAAGGGUUCAAAACAAGUUAAGUUACUUGUUAUUCAAUUUGAGAUCAAUUGUUCAACACUUGGUGGUUGA
This is a messenger RNA of Erythranthe guttata (spotted monkey flower), 927 nucleotides long. The record is from RefSeq and is a predicted model, not a curated record. NCBI's taxonomy places the organism in Eukaryota, Viridiplantae, Streptophyta, Magnoliopsida, Lamiales, Phrymaceae.